Desarmillaria tabescens is the source of this 633-nucleotide messenger RNA. RefSeq lists its product as uncharacterized. The record is from RefSeq and is a predicted model, not a curated record. Lineage: Eukaryota; Fungi; Basidiomycota; Agaricomycetes; Agaricales; Physalacriaceae. The transcript is spliced from 8 exons. The coding region runs from base 1 to 633 and encodes 210 amino acids.
AUGCUAAAGGCCAAUGACGACCAACCGCCGUCCGAGGACCACAAUAAAACGCGAAGGUUUAGGCAGAAGGAGAUUUUGAUCAGGCGACCCAGGUGGAUACUUGAGCUAGUCAUCGGUCCCGAAUUCUUACGCCGUUUGCUGGGAGCAGAAAACGUCACGCGUAAAGAUAUAUAUUGCCUGGCAACGUUCUGGAAGAGUAUAGAGACCGCUUCAACAUGGCGCCCCGUGAAGUUUGUGCACCAGGAAGAUGGAUCGAUAGCCGCCUACCUUUCAUUUUUCGGCGCUUAUUAUGGUGUUUCGUCGAUUGACACGGAGCUAUUGGAAGACCAGCGACUAGGCUCCAUUUCACAUAUUGUGAACAUGACAAUACGCAAGAUAAACCGAGACUCUGCAACGGCGUUCCAUGGCCACUGUGUCUGGUCCAGCAGCUUCAGGUCGCGAACGAAGGGCAUUUGGCGGUCUGACUUGACUGGGCUGUGUAAGUCGCACAGUAAUCGUGCGAAAACGGGUUCGGGCAAGACGCGCUGGCUUCAUGUCAAGGAUAUUGGUAAUAACGUUACUGUUGCCUCCGAGACCGGACGAGAUAGGACGGAAUGUGAAUGGCGAAAUCUCCCGGUCCGAGGGCGCGCGUAG